Messenger RNA from Triplophysa rosa, 2192 nucleotides. RefSeq names its product wingless-type MMTV integration site family, member 2Ba (gene wnt2ba). Gene Ontology annotation, cellular component: extracellular region. The transcript has 5 exons. The coding region runs from base 402 to 1562 and encodes 386 amino acids. NCBI's taxonomy places the organism in Eukaryota, Metazoa, Chordata, Actinopteri, Cypriniformes, Nemacheilidae. Gene Ontology annotation, molecular function: cytokine activity; frizzled binding. Gene Ontology annotation, biological process: canonical Wnt signaling pathway; neuron differentiation; cell fate commitment. The record is from RefSeq and is a predicted model, not a curated record.
GCCAUCAGGAAGGCGCUCCUCAUUCAUUCCGUCUCCUCGUGCUGAUUUCAUCCAAUGAAAACACAGAGACAUAUCACCAACCCCUUAUCCCAUCCAGAUAUUCCUCUGAUCUGAUACUGUCGGACAAAUACUGUACCUCAACCGACCGGACCGUUUGGACACAUUUGGGAACCGUGAUUUGGAAACAACUAGCAAAAAAGCAUUUUCCGCCAAAGAUUUGGAUAUAGACAGCUUUUAUAUUUCAUGCGGAUGUCUUUUUAUUUUCUUUUAGAGUCAUUUGGGAUUUAACCUGGAAAAAUAAACUUUGAAUAAUAAAACACUUCAGUGUUUUUAAAACUUUUGACAUUGUUUUUUUAUUACUUUUUCGCGUUUAGUCACUAAUAGAUAAUAGAUUCUCAAACAUGCGAGAGUUUGAUGGAGGUGGACGCGCGUCGGUGGAGCUCGAGGACAGGCGCGCGCGUACCGGAUUUCUAACGCACCAUCAACGGACCGGCACCGCUCACAGGAAUUACCUUCCGUUUAUCUUACUGCUGCUCAUGUUCAGUCCCAGUGUAGACUCAUCCUGGUGGUAUAUUGGUGCGUUGGGUGCUCGGGUCAUAUGUGACAACAUUCCAGGUCUGGUAAACAAGCAGAGACAGCUGUGCCAGAGACACCCAGACCUCAUGCAGUCCAUCGGAGAGGGAGCCAAAGAGUGGCUCCGGGAAUGCCAGCACCAGUUCCGACAUCAUCGCUGGAAUUGCAGCACGCUGGAGCGAGACCACACUGUGUUUGGCCGCGUCAUGCUGCGCAGUAGCCGGGAAGCAGCAUUCGUUUAUGCCAUUUCCUCUGCGGGCGUCGUCUACGCCAUUACAAGAGCGUGCAGUCAAGGCGAGCUUAAAAUCUGCAGCUGCGACACCCAUAGGAGAGGCCGGGCGAGCGACCAGGAGGGCGACUUCGACUGGGGCGGCUGCAGUGACAAUAUCAACUAUGGUAUCAAGUUUGCCAAAGCGUUUGUGGAUGCCAGGGAGAGGAUGGUGAAAGAUGCCAGAGCGCUCAUGAAUCUGCACAAUAACCGCUGCGGCAGAAUGGCGGUCAAGCGGUUUAUGAAGACGGAGUGUAAGUGUCAUGGAGUCAGCGGAUCGUGCGCUCUCAGGACGUGCUGGCUGGCCAUGUCAGAUUUCCGGAGAACGGGUGACUACCUGAGAAAGAAAUACAACACGGCCGUGGAGGUCACGAUGAACCAGCAUGGUACAGACCUAAUGGUUGCUGGACGAUAUUUUAAAGGAACUACCAAAAAUGAUCUAGUAUACGUUGAGAACUCGCCCGACUAUUGCCUAAUGGACCGAUCGGCAGGGUCUCUGGGUACAGCGGGACGUGUGUGCAACAAGUCAUCCAGGGGCAUGGACGGCUGUGAGGUCAUGUGCUGUGGGCGUGGCUACGACACCACCCGCGUAAAACGCGUGACCAAAUGCGAGUGCAAGUUCAAAUGGUGCUGCGCCGUUGAAUGCGUGGACUGCGAGGAAACCGUGGACGUUCAUACCUGUAAACCACACAAGAAACCCGAUUGGCUCGAUUUGACCUAACUGCCGUAACCACGACCAAUCAGCAGCCUCUGGUGCUUUUUCUUCUCAGGUGUGGGCCACUGCAUUGUGCGAUACAACUAUAACGCUCUGAUCUCCACUCGCGGAACCUUCAAUGAUGUAAGCAGGGAGAAAGCAACUCUCGUAGGACAGUCGGGAGCUCUGGUGAUCUGGACACAAGCGUUUUACUGUUUUUAAAUGGUAAAGCACCUUUAUGUGUGCCUUUCAACAUAUGUUUCUGGGCAACUUAGGAGAAAGAACAGUGACGCACACCAUCGGACUUCCAGCUUUACAAAGAAUAUAGCAAUGCGUUGUAUUUCAGGCCAAGAACAAUUCCAUCAAAGUGGUCCAAAAUUACAAUGAUAAUAAUGAUAACUUUCCCUUCAUUUAUUUUUCGGACCAUCAUUUUUGAUACAAAAUUCGUGCAGAAAAGAAAGAUCGUCAAUUUAUGACAUCCCACUGUUUUUGUAUAGUUGAGAAAUCUCAAUACCCAAUACCCAUAUUUUGCUUUAAUACCCAAGCGUUUAAACAUCCCUUUAAAUAUGAGCACUUUUGUUUGGUUUGGUGAGUUUGACAACUUGCCUAUGAUUUUUGAAAGUUUUUCAUUGAAAUAUAAUGUUUAUUAAAUAAAGA